GAGCUAUGAGGCUGAGUGCGCCAUCACUGUUCGGUGCGGGUGCGGUGCGUUCAGUGAGGCGGCGACAACUUCCAUGGUGGGAGCUGGGUGUGGAUAGCUCGGUGGAGUCGACGGGCGGUCGAGGCCGGAGGAGGAACCGAGGGAGGCUGGAGCGCGGGAGGGAGACGAGGACGACGACCCGGGGCCGGGGAAAUCAAUGCCGCCGCUGGCGGUCGCAGAGGCGCGUACAGUCUGAUUGCUUCGAUCGCGACGAUUGCCGGGGCUUGGUUCUACCUGCAUUGUAGUACUCCUGCUGCUCCUUCCCGUCAAGAAUCAGGACCGCUUGUUUUUCACGAUCAAGCUGUCUAGUAAUCAACAAAAUGGAUGUGAAAGAUUUCUUGGUGGAAAUAGGCAUGAAGGAGGAGGACAUUACAACAAUGCUGUUUGGAAAGAAGGUUAUUGAGCUGACAGAAGAUGCAUUCGACAGUUCUAAAGAAGAAAGAAAGAUAUUUGAGGAGCUCUUCUUCAGAACAGGCUCCAGUGGAGCAAGCAUCCACCAUCCAUGCCAGGGUGGAAAGACCACAUCACUAAAAGUUGCAAGCAAAGAAUUGAUAUCAACGAACACACCCUCAAGCUCUGUCUCUGCCUCCAAUCACAAGUCGGUGCGCUGUCGCGUAGUUGAGUCUUUCACAUAUGGUAACCUAUCAAGCUAUCUUGUGUUCUGCAAUAAUGUCAAUCCGGAUGUGGUCAGUGCUUCUGAGCUCGUGAUUCAGUGGACACCGCCUGCCAUUGAGAGGGUGUACACCCGUAGAGCAGUGGCACGCAGGAGCCAAAGAGCAAAACUUUGCAGUUUUCUUGAUCUGGAGAGGGUUGACAUAACCCGUGUUGGACGGCGUAAGGAUGGAGGGCAGCUUAAGGAUGGCUAUGGCCAUGGAGUGCUUUGGAAUCAUCUCCGGCUACACGCAAAUCUUCUGAUGAUGGAUGCUGGAUGGAAGAUUGAUGGCAAGGAAAGAUGGGACAAGAGUAAGGUCGAUCAUGUUUACGAGUCACCUGACAAAGUAAUGCGCCUGUUUUCUCUUCCCAGGGCUUGGAAGUGCUUUGGCCAGUGGUUGCUUAUGAACUCCUCCAGCUUUGGUGGAAAUGACUACGGGAGGAUAUGGUUCAACAUCCAUGACUUUCUGAGUGAUUUGAAGAAUACAAUGCUUUGUUUGGAAUAUGAAGUCCGGCUUCCAAAGCAAUCUCUAUCUUUUCUCAACCAGUGGCAGCUCCUUGAUCCUUUCAUGGCAGUAGUUUGCAUCGAUAAGAAGGUGAAAGCCUUGAAGAAGGGGGUAGCACUGAAGGCUGUAAACAGCACUGUUACAUUUGUCAGUUGCACUGAGGGUAAGCACUUGAGUACCAUAAAUGCUGACAAUCCACUUGGUCUCAACCAUUCAAACAAUUAUAAUAGAACAAAUCCCAGGUCACAGAAAAAUCUUCUGCCACUGUUUCAAUCCGACGACAUCGAGGGAAAUUCUUCACUCAGCAAACAGCUUUCGACAGUUGGAAAAAAUAAAUCUAGCCAAUAUGAAAUGGAUCAAAGAUUGCCAAGCAUGACAGGAAUAAAUGAAAGAAACACCAGAAGUACUGCUCAUCGUAUAGUGAUGGGUCUCCAAGAUUCAAUAGCUUUUCCUGGUUCAAGGACUACCUGUUUAAAUAUGAAAAAUAAGCUUUCAUACAGCAAGUCUAGUUUGACACAGAGCAUUCAAGACAAAUCUGAUCCACUAUAUUUUCCACCUAAUUAUUCUCUCGACGACCUUGACGAAAAUGUGCAAACUAAGGAUCUGAGUUUUCAUGCUUGUGACAUGAUAGGAUCUGCAAAGGUGGACAAAUCUGCAGAUAGUCCUUCUGACGAGUUGCUUCUAGGAGCGAACCUACUGUUUUCUCAUGAAGUGGAUGAGAUGCUUCUUGAACCUAUGGAUGACAUCAGCAAUGAACAUCGUGCUAUUGCAGCUGUCUCUGAGCCACAAGCAGCGCACACGGAUUUUGGGCAUGGAUCUUCUGGUCCAUCAUCACUACUAUCAGAGAAGGACAUAGCCUUGAAAACUAAUAAAGAUUAUGUCAACAAUGAACAACAUGAUGCUGCAGUUGUCCUUGAGUCCGAAUUGACAAAUAAAGAUGUAGUGGCCGGACCUGGUGCACUUUCAUUUCUACCAAGAACGGAUACGGUUUUGGAAGGUAAUGAGAUUAGCUCUGAACAGAUGGCAAAAGGAGGGCAGUUAUCAUGUGUAGCCACUGAUAAUGUGAUGGCGAUAUCGGAGCCACAGUUAUUGUUUGUGUCCCCUCAAGAUGGGACUCUUUCUUUCAUGAAAGAUAGUAUUUGCAGCCAAGAGAUACGGAGUUGCCUCAAUGCGUCAAAUGACAACAUGGAGACUAACAUGCAGUUAGACAUCCACUCCUCAGUAUAUGAAGCAAGUUUGAUUCAGGGAUUCCUAUACCUUGACAACGAGGGUUCUCCAAUUUGUUGGACGGUCAUAAACCCAGAACCUCCUAGGCAGUUGAUCUGUUCAGGACCAAUCUCAGAGGGAUAUGAACUUCAUGGUGAAAUGAACAUGGAGGGUGGUACGGUAAUUUCUAAACCGAAACAAAUGUCGAAAUUACACUCGAGAAAAACCAAUCAGAAAAGAUCCAAGAGAGCUGCAAAUAUUGAAGACAAAGGCAGUCAGAAGAAACAGAAGGUAAAUGAUGUUCCUAAAAGCUACUGCACACUUGGUGAAUGUAUGAACCAUACAACUGAGAAUCCCGCUGGCUGUUUAAUUAGCACUGAGAAAGAAUAUUUUGGUUCAGCAAGCACUGAGCAGGUUUCAUUGAACUUAUUGCCUGGAAAUAGCAGUUACAAGAAACAAGGAAGAGAAAUGCAGGUCCCAAUAAAAAACAAUGGCAGUGAUCAAGCCAGAGUAAGAAUUGGAUCAACAGAAAAGAUCAGGCCAGAAAAAACUCCCAAAAAGGAUGUCAAAAGGCAAAAGGCACCAUGGCUGCAUAAAUGCAAGUUUGACGACAAUGAUCUUCUCAUGACAGCUGUAAUACAUAAGUUGACUGCACGCUACAGGAAUCGUUUUAGUCGAAGGCUUGCAAAAAAAUCUGGUUUAAAACGUCUACCUAGAUGUCGCUGGGGAAGUGAAGAGAGAUGUGACAGGAAGGCAUUACCUAAAGGAGCAAGAACAGUGUUGGGAAAGUUGCUUGAAAUGGGCAUUGUUUGUAAAGUAAAUAUUCUCCAAUAUCGCAGACCAGGAAGCAAAAACAUAUUAAAGGACGGAAAAAUUACAAAGAAGGGCAUUAGAUGCCGAUGCUGUGAUGCUGUGUUUACAAUGUCCAAAUUUAAAUAUCAUGCAGGUCUGCAGCAAGAAAUCCCCUCGCUGAAUCUUUUCUUGGGUUCUGGUAAAUCGUACACUCUUUGCCAGCUUCAAGCAUGGGCCAUUGAGCAUAAGGCUAGGAAAGAACGUGCAAAAUAUACUAUGCCACUCCAAGCUGAUCAAAAUGAUGAUACUUGUGGAUUAUGUGGUGAUGGCGGUGAACUGAUAUGCUGCGACAGCUGCCCUGGUAGUUACCAUCAGGACUGCUUGCCUUGUCAGGAUAUUCCAGAUGGUAACUGGUAUUGCUAUAGAUGCCUUUGUGAUAUAUGUGGGGAGGUGAUAAAUUUGAAGGAGCUCAGAAGUUCCCUACCUGCUUUAGAAUGCUCACAGUGUGAGCGCCAAUAUCAUGCUAAAUGCACAUAUGGUAAACUUUUGUGCAAUGAGGAAGGUGGACCUUGUGCCUGGUUUUGUGGAAGGAGAUGCCAGCAGAUUUAUAUAAAUUUGCGUUCUCGUGUUGGGAUCCCUAACCACACCGGUGAUGGCUUCUCUUGCACCAUUCUCCGGAACAACGGUGAUCAAAGGGUUUCUACAGCUGCAGCUAUUGCUAUCCUGGCUGAGUGCAACUUGAAAUUAGUGAUUGCCUUGAGUAUAAUGGAAGAAUGCUUCUUGCCUAUACUAGACGCAAGAACAGGAAUAGAUAUUAUCCCCCCUAUAGUAUAUAAUUGGAGGUCUGACUUUGUUCAUCUGGAUUACAAGGGGUUCUAUACCGUGGUCUUGGAAAAUGAUGAUAGCAUCAUUUCUGUGGCAUCCAUCAGGUUACAUGGCACAAUUGUGGCAGAGAUGCCUCUAGUGGCUACUUGUCUAGAGAAUCGUCAACAAGGGAUGUGCAGGCGUCUCAUGGACUACAUUGAAGAGAUGCUGAAAUCUCUCAAGGUGGAGAUGCUUCUUCUGUCCGCGAUCCCGAGCCUGGUCGAUACAUGGACCUCGGCGUUUGGGUUCGUACCGGUAGACGGCCGCGACAAGAUGCAGCUGAGCAAGCUGAGGCUGGUGUCGGUUCCGGGAACCGUUUUACUGAAGAGGAAUCUGCGCGGCACGGACAACACUGUGGGCGACGAGGACGGCAGCGACGAGAACCCCGUGCCGCGCGGCGGCGAUCGGUCGGCGGCGGAUCGCCGUGGAGGGGCCAAGUCUCGGCAGCUGCCGCCUGAUGAUGAUUGCUCCUACCCAGCUUGCCCCGUGGACAGCCUCGUCGACGAGCUGCGGAGUUUGAGGAUCACUUCAGCCUGUGAAGAUCCUCGGUUUCUUCUUAGCAAAACUGCUGUAGAUUCGUCUGCCGUGUGUGACGAACCUGGCGGACGCUAGGUGCUAGCGUGCGUGUCUGUCUGUGAAACUCUGCUACUGCCCGCCGAUGAGAACCUUUGCGGCGGCCUGAACGCUUGUCUAUGUCGAGUGGGUUGCGGAACAUUCUUGAGUCCAUGAGGAAGACGGGGUGGUGUUAGUGCUACUUGUGCUCAGGUUUUCUGCUUGAUAUGAAUACCCAGAGCCAGAGAUCAUGUGGA
This is a messenger RNA of Oryza brachyantha (malo sina), 4867 nucleotides long. RefSeq lists its product as uncharacterized. The record is from RefSeq and is a predicted model, not a curated record. The transcript is spliced from 9 exons. Gene Ontology annotation, molecular function: acyltransferase activity, transferring groups other than amino-acyl groups. Lineage: Eukaryota; Viridiplantae; Streptophyta; Magnoliopsida; Poales; Poaceae. The coding region runs from base 360 to 4670 and encodes 1436 amino acids.